Messenger RNA from Oppia nitens, 1290 nucleotides. RefSeq names its product lipase member K-like. The transcript is spliced from 10 exons. The record is from RefSeq and is a predicted model, not a curated record. NCBI's taxonomy places the organism in Eukaryota, Metazoa, Arthropoda, Arachnida, Sarcoptiformes, Oppiidae. Gene Ontology annotation, molecular function: hydrolase activity, acting on ester bonds. Gene Ontology annotation, biological process: lipid metabolic process.
AUGAAUACAGCUAAGGGGACAGACAGUUACAGACUACUAUUGAGAGGAGCCCAGCAACAGGUCACGCGGUCAACACUAAAACAAUACAAAAAAAUAUAACUAUUUAGUACUGAACCAGAAAUCUACUACAAUGCGACUCAGUUAAUUGAAGCGCGAGGUUUCAAAUGGGAGUCACAUUUGGUGACCACAGAUGAUGGCUAUAUUCUUCAGUUGUUUCGUAUUGUUAAUCCAUAUUUAAAGCCAAAUGAAUUGAAGGAAAGGCCGGUUAUCUUAUAUCACGGAUAUGCAGACAAUGCCGGCACUUGGCUUAAGAAUAGGAAGGGUAGCCUAAAUAGCAAAGGUAUCUAUAGUGAAGACAAUGGCAAAGUUGUCAACAAUUGUACUACACGUUUGACAUCGACACUGGCCUACACGUUGGCCGCUUGCGGUUGGGAUGUAUGGUUGGCCAAUAGCCGUGGCAAUCGGUAUUCAGACAAACACGUCAAUCUUACAACUAAUGACUUGAAAUACUGGGAAUACUCAUUGACUGAACAGUCCUUAAAUGAUGUCCCCGCAACUGUUUUUAAAGUACUUGAAAUUACUAGAAAAGAAACAUUAUCAUAUGUUGGACUAUCAUUGGCCACAACACAGAUGUUUAUAUUGCUAUCACUGAAACCCGAAAUGGAAAAAUAUUUUAAACCAUUCAUAGCAUUGGCACCGAUAGCUUAUUUAGGAAACACUAGAAGCCUGUACCGAGCACUGGCACCUAUUGUACCAUUAUUUAAUUCCGUAACAAUAGGUUUGGGUGUACCGGAACCGUUGAUACAGUUUAUUGGGAAAUUUAUUUGUGGCAAUUUUAUAUUAAAAUUUGCCUGUCUCAUCUAUUAUGAUGUAUUCUAUGGUAAAGAUAGUAAAAAUUUAGAUACGGAAAGAGUACCCGUUUAUUUGGCCACUGGGUUUGAUACAACAUCAUCGCGUAUAUACUUACAUUUUGGUCAACUAAUUUUGAGCAAUAGAUUUGCUAAAUACGAUUUCGGACUGAUUGACAAUCGGAAAAUAUACGGCCAGAUUCAUCCACCCGACUAUCCACUGGCUAACAUAACCUCACGGCAUAUCUAUAUGUUUAACGGAAUCAACGAUUUGUUGGCCGAUGAAACUGAUGUCAACAGAUUGGCUGCCAAUUUGAAAUAUUUACGUAAAUUGCAGACAAUUUCGUGGCCAUUGUGGACACAUAUAGACUUUAGUCUUGCAAAAGAGUCAAACAAAUAUCUGGAUCAGUAUGUUAUUCAGAUAUUAAGAUCAUAUAACUAA